AUGUCGGGUCAAAGUACAGAUGCUCGCUCGAGACCUUACAUGGUCGUCGACGUCUUCACUGCACGUGCCACUGUCGGCAAUCCGGUAGCAGUGGUGCUGGAUGGAUCAGGGCUGGAUGUGGAAACGAUGCAACAGUAUGCUCGCUGGACCAACUUGAGCGAGACCGUCAGUUGUUCGGUGCUUGCCCAAAUUUUAAGUUCAAGAGCUCUGACCAUACGCUGCGAUCAUGCGCAGACUUUCAUCUUGCCGCCUACAGACCCAGCGAAUGCGGACUACAAGCUCAAGAUAUUCACUCCUCAACGCCAGCUUCCUUUCGCCGGGCAUCCCACCCGUGAGUGGAGCAGCAUAUCUCCUGGCCGCCUUUGCAUGGCUUUGAUUCUGUCAGUCACUCAUCGCACCUGUUGUGCGCAGUGGGUUCAUGCCGAGCGUGGCUAGCUAGCGGAGGUGUACCUCGCGCUGGAAGCGCGCCAGAAGAAAUCAUUCAAGAGUGCGAUGUCGGGCUCGUCAAGAUUAAGCGAUCCUCGGUCAAGUCCUCGUCCGGCGCGGAUAAUCAGAGCGCCGAGAGCGGUAGACUGAGCUUCCUCGCUCCGCCUUUCAUCAGAGAAGGACCGAUGAGUAGUGAAGAGCUUGCAUUCAAGUGUUCAGGCCUUGAUAUCAAUCCUUCGGACGUGUUGCUUGCACGAUGGAUAGACAACGGACCAGGAUGGUGCGGUUUGAUACUCAAAGAUGCGAAGGCGGUGCUAAACAUCAACUUCAACGGCAAGCCCAUUGCAAAUGUCGGUGUGAUCGGUCCUUACAAAGAAGCGGCUGACAAGGUGUAUGCGAAAGCUGGCAAGGCUGGAAAAGUGGUGUACGAAGAGGCACCCCACGAAGCCGCUAUGUCUUCUGAAGCCGGCACCAAACCGAGCUUUGAGAUGCGCGUCUGGGCAUCGCACCCUGGCGAACAGUGGUUUGAAGACCCAACAACUGGCAGGUGAGCCGUGAGACACCACCAUCGCAACAGCUCAUACUUGACUCAUGUCCUCUGUUCCACACGUCUUUGUACAGCUUCAAUGCGGGCGCGGCGCAAUGGCUCAUCAGCGAAGGGCUGGCCGAAUCGAGCUACGUUGCUGCUCAAGGUCGCAAAAGGCGCCGUGAUGGGCGCGUGUACAUUUCGAGCAAUGCGAGCAGCAGCAGGCUGGGUGGGUCUGCUGGAAUAGACGUCUGGGUAGGUGGGGAUCAAGCGAUCCCUGUCAAAGGUACCGUUAUCCUGUAA
Messenger RNA from Ceraceosorus bombacis, 1255 nucleotides. NCBI's taxonomy places the organism in Eukaryota, Fungi, Basidiomycota, Exobasidiomycetes, Ceraceosorales, Ceraceosoraceae. The record is from the annotation of a GenBank genome assembly.